AUUACCGAUGAUAAGUAUACUGUCAAAACGUAUUUAUCUAAAUAUGACCACUUCCAUAAAUAAGUACCUAUGUAGGUUAACGUGACGUAUGCAUGCAUGUACAUAUGCACAUACCUACAUACAUACGUAGCCCAGUAACCUAGAAGCUAAGAAAGAAAUUUAUCGAACUGUUAGAGAACAACAAUUAUGAAUCUUUUAUUAAAGGUGGUCAUCCAUUUCGUUCUGUGGUUAUGAGUUUCGUUCCAGUGAAUUAUUGCAUUAAAAAUUGCGACUGAAAUUAUUUUUGGCACGUGUACAUAGAUUCCAGUUAUACUCGAUAACCCACAAUGCCCGACUUUAGUUGAGAACUUCGACUACGGGUAUGCACAUUUAAUUUCAUUGAAAAAGACUGUGAUUAAAACUGCAACAAUGAUGACCAUACUGAACUCAAAGUCACACCAGCUUGACCUCAAAGUAACAGAUGGGGUAUUUCUGAAAGACUUGGACUGGUGGGAACCGACCUCACAGUACUGCAUGGACAGCAGUUUACACGGUCUACGAUUUAUUGGACAGCCUAAGCGUCACUUGGUGGAAAGAAUCUUUUGGAUUAUCGCGUUUCUCGUGUCGGUCGGAUUUGCUACCGUUUUGAUCUUCCAAAUCUGGGACAAGUACCGCCUCACCCCAGUAAUCACAGUAUUCCAACCAAAAGAUACCAGAAUUAAUCUCUUGCCAUUUCCUGCAAUCACGAUCUGCAACACGAACAAUGUGCAGAAAUCGAAGGCCGAGGAGUACGAAAAACUGGUUAUUGAUAAUCCAACAAAUCGUGAAGCAAAUCAUGAUCUUUAUUUUUUAAAUCAUAUUUGUGAGUCAACCAUGACAUUCACCGAUUCCUUCAACCUUUCCCUCGAAGGCGGCGCUGUGCGAAAAGAUCUUAUUGACCACGUCGUUAAAUUUAAAACGGAUAGAAAUAUAUCGUUUGGGACAAAAGCUGGUCAGCGUAUUGUUCACCUUUUAAGAGAUGUUACUCAAAAAUGUGACGAGAUGAUCCUUCUCUGCAUGUGGGGAGGCGAUGUUAUGAAUUGCAGCGAUUUGUUUGAUGAAAUUGAGACUGAUUUUGGCUACUGCUGUGUCUUUAAUAUGGCUCCGAUGUCUUUGUUGAUGAAUUUGAGAAAUGAUUCUCGAGACGACCCUACCAGAAUUGAAGACUGGAAGUCACUAAACUUGGAUACGGACAACAUGAUUCUAGAAGAGGAGGGAUCAUUUGAAAAUGAAUACGUACAAAGGUUCGGAAACGACCGAAAUUCCCGCACAGGCAACGCCGACCUGGGAAAACAACGGGGACUGUCAGUCCUGCUGAAUCCGGACGAGGAAAGUUAUUUCUGCACGAAUACUGAUUCCGUUGGAUUCAUGGCAUUGGCUCAUCUUCCUUUCGAUUUUCCGAACGUGGCUGAUAAAGGAGUCCCCAUUAAACCGAAUACUGAGACCUAUCUAAAAAUCGAACCUGACGUUGUCACGGCUGGAAGUGAGAUUCAAGAUUUUCCACUUGAAAAUCGUAACUGUUACUUCGGCCAAGAAUUUUCCCUCAAGUACUAUAAAUACUACACAAUGUCCAACUGUGAAAACGAAUGCAUUGCAAACAUAACGUAUAACGAGUGUAAAUGCAUUCGCUACUACAUGCCGAGGAGCGAAGAAGAAUAUAUUUGUGGAGUUAAAAAAUACAAUUGUACUGAGACAAUUCUUAGGGACAUUUUACAAGAGGGAUUGCAAGGAAGAUGCAAAAUGUGUCUCCCCAGUUGCACAGAUAUCGAAUUCAAAAUGCGAACUAGCUUCAUGCCCAUUCGGGGGGACAUUCCUCUGUGGGAGUACACAAACAGGACAAAUGCGUCAUGGGUUGGUAAAAACGUGUCCAUCCUUCACGUCCAUUAUAUGGCGGAUAAUACCCACCCGAGGCAGAGAAAAGAGCUGUACGGUUUCAUCGACUUAGUUUCCAACACUGGUGGUCUUCUCGGACUUUGCAUGGGGUUCAGCGUUCUCAGCAUACUGGAGAUAAUUUAUUUCCUCACGCUGCGACUUUACUGUCAGACCCGAUCGGGCAGGAACACGGGACACAAAGCGUCUCGGGGCAUCAAAUAUGCUUACAAGAAAUUCAGACAAUUUCUCGGAGUGGAACGAUCCACAAAUGUGACAAUGUUCUAUUUUCAACAUGGAAAAAAUAGCAUCCAGUUUCUCGACAAUCCACCGGCAGGAGACAAACUCUGCGACGUAAAUGUUCCUCAAAAUCAGUUAAGAAUUAUUGCGAAAACUGUCGACAAUAGAUUUUUUUGGUAGCGUGAUUAACUUUGUCAAUGUAUGCACAAAGAAGAAAAUUGGUACAAAUCAAGUUCAGCAUUUAAGAUUAGUAUCAUUAAGUACGUACGCAUAGGUUAGAAGAAGCGACAUACAUAUUUAUUUAAAUAGACGAAUAAUUUAAUUUUUUCCUAAAAAGAAACAAAUACUUAUUUUCGACAGGAUUUUUUCUCAAAUGAUGAUCAAGCAAAGUCUGAGAACUUCAUAAAUUAAAUAAAUUAACAAAUAAUUCAAUUGUUAGGCAUGAAUGGCAA
Molecule: messenger RNA, 2579 nt
Organism: Folsomia candida
Lineage: Eukaryota; Metazoa; Arthropoda; Collembola; Entomobryomorpha; Isotomidae
Product: pickpocket protein 28-like
Biological process (GO): sodium ion transmembrane transport
Cellular component (GO): membrane
Molecular function (GO): ligand-gated sodium channel activity
Source: RefSeq, a predicted model, not a curated record